Molecule: messenger RNA, 1333 nt
Organism: Branchiostoma belcheri (Belcher's lancelet)
Lineage: Eukaryota; Metazoa; Chordata; Leptocardii; Amphioxiformes; Branchiostomatidae
Product: ubiquitin-conjugating enzyme E2 variant 2-like
Exons: 4
Coding region: 95-523 (142 amino acids)
Biological process (GO): DNA damage tolerance; protein K63-linked ubiquitination
Cellular component (GO): nucleus
Source: RefSeq, a predicted model, not a curated record
UACAGGAAGGGGACAGUCUAGUACCUUCUAGCGGCUGGGCCAGGGACUGGUCGUGACGUCAGCACUGCUGGGGGUCCAUCUCGUGUCAUCCAAGAUGGCGUCGGAAGUAGUUGUUCCACGUAACUUCCGGCUGAUUGAUGAACUGGACGAGGGGCAGAAGGGCGGCGGGGAGGGGCUCGUCUCCUGGGGCCUGGAGGACGACACUGACAUGAGCCUCACCACCUGGACAGGCAUGAUCAUUGGACCUCCCAGGACUCCAUAUGAGAGCAGAAUUUACAGUCUAAGGAUAGAAUGUGGGAGUAAGUAUCCCCAAACACCUCCCUCAGUGCGAUUCUUAACGAAGAUCAACAUGACUGGAAUCAAUGCUAACACAGGAGUGGUUGACCAGAAAUCAGUACCAGUACUAAACCGCUGGCAGAAUAAAUACUGCAUCAAGACUGUACUGCAGGAGCUGCGCCGAUUAAUGACAGACAAGUCCAACAACAAACUGACACAGCCACCGGAAGGCUCCUUGUUUCCCUGAGUGGGUGGACAGGAGGGGAGCGGUGUCAUCUCGCGCAAAACCUGUAUCACAACCAACCUUCCCACCGAAAUGUGCUCAGUUUCAGGGGUGGUGUCAUCAGUAGUGCUUGGUGAUAGAUUGUUAGUGCUUUCCUGUCAUAAUCUUAAACCUCAUCACCCUUUCAUAGAGAAAUAGUUCAGUCCACAUACUACUACUGGAACUCAGCACUUAUAAGGGCAGAAGGGGUGGGAAGGGUUGGUAUAUACAACUACUGAAAGAGAGCAAGAACACAUACAUACACACACACACAUACACAGAACUGCAAAAACUUCUAGGAUCUAACAAAUACCUGUGAUUGACCCACACUAGUUUUCUGCUGGGUGGAGGUAUGUACUACUACUAGAGAUGAUAGUUACAGUCUUCCUGCCCAUUCAGAUGCAUGGCUGUGUUGUCAACAAUAAGUGAUCUGCACUAAAAUGCAUUGCUGGUAAUGUAAGCUUCUGAAAGCUAAAAGGGGGGGGGGGAGGAAGAGAGGGUAAUGAAACUCUUUUGAUAGCUUUUGUGGUGCAGAAAAAUGAAAGAAAGCACAAAUGAUAAAACUCUUCAGCAAAUAACUUUAGCAUGUCAGAUUUGUUGGGCAGAAACUUGUGAACUUAAGAAAAGCAUUGUUUUGGUAACAAGAAAAUAAAGAUGUUUCCCUUGUUUGAUUCCUUCUGGCAGUAGAAUAUAAGUUGUAAGUUGUCUUCUUUUUCUGUCACCCCUUUGGUUUGUGUACUCUGUUGUGUACAGUACAAUGUUCAUGAUUAGAAAUAAAUGGAAUGGUACUUACAA